This is a messenger RNA of Mercurialis annua (annual mercury), 1655 nucleotides long. RefSeq names its product flavin-containing monooxygenase FMO GS-OX-like 4. The record is from RefSeq and is a predicted model, not a curated record. Gene Ontology annotation, molecular function: flavin adenine dinucleotide binding; NADP binding; N,N-dimethylaniline monooxygenase activity. The transcript is spliced from 7 exons. The coding region runs from base 107 to 1501 and encodes 464 amino acids. NCBI's taxonomy places the organism in Eukaryota, Viridiplantae, Streptophyta, Magnoliopsida, Malpighiales, Euphorbiaceae.
UUUCUCCGAUGCAACAUAUUACCAAGGACUUGGACAAACAUGCUUUAUUUCAGUCUUAAAUUAGUUAGAUUGCUGUCCAAACUCCCAAAAAACCGUUAACUUUCCAAUGCCAACCAACACACUCACUUCCCGCCAAGUGGCUGUGAUCGGCGCCGGAGCCGCCGGCCUUGUCACUGCCCGUGAGCUUCGGCGAGAGGGUCACAAAGUUGUAGUCUUUGAACGAGAAUCUCAAAUUGGUGGCACCUGGGUGUACAAUCCCAUGGUUGAACAAGACCCCUUGAGCCUUGAUCCUAACCGAUCCAUAAUUCAUUCCAGCCUUUACAAAUCCUUACGCACCAAUCUCGCUAGAGAAUUGAUGGGUUUCAAGGAUUACCCGUUUCUACCAAAAAUUGAUGGAAUUAGAGAACCCAGAAGGUUUCCGGGUCAUAAGGAAGUGUUGUUGUAUUUGCAAGACUUUGUGAGGGAGUUUGAGAUUGAGGAGAUGGUCAGAUUUGAUACUGAAGUGGUUUAUGCUGGCUUAAUUGAGGAUAGUAAUAAGUGGAGAGUGAGAUUUAGACAGAAAAAUUCUGAUUUUGAUGAGGAGAUUUUUGAUGCUGUUGUUGUUUGUAAUGGCCAUUUCACUGAACCUCAAGUUGCUGAUAUUCCAGACAUCAGUUCUUGGCCGGGGAAGCAAAUUCACUGUCACAAUUAUCGUGUUCCUGAGCAAUUCAAAGAUAAAGUCGUAAUUUUGAUUGGGCGUUCGGCAAGUUCUAUUGAUCUAUCUAGGGAAGUUGCCGGGGUUGCAAAAGAGGUUCAUGUUGUCUCAAGAGGGAUUGCUGAUGAAACAUAUGAAAGACAAGCUGGAUAUGAUAAUAUGUGGCUUCAUUCUAUGAUAAAAAGCUGUCACAAAGACGGGUCGGUGGCUUUUCAAAAUGGGAGAGUUGUCCAUGCCGAUAUCAUUCUUCAUUGCACGGGAUACAAAUAUCACUUCCCUUUCCUGGAAACCAAAGGCAUUGUGACUGUGGAUGAUAAUCGUGUCGGACCGCUAUACAAGCAUAUUUUCCCACCCGUGUUGGCUCCCUGGCUUUCUUUUGUGGGGAUGCCAUUUAAGGUUAUGCCUUUUCCAUUGUUUGAAUAUCAAAGCAAGUGGAUUGCUGGUGUUUUGUCGGGUCGAAUUGAGCUUCCGUCACUACACAAGAUGAUGGAAGAUGUUGAAGCUUUCUACUUGUUACUUGAAGCUUCAAAAACUCCUAAAAGAAAAACUCAUGAGAUGAUGCAUUCUCAGUUUGAGUAUUGCAACUGGCUUGCUGCUGAAUGUGGAUGUGAAGCAGUGGAAGAAUGGAAAAAGCAGAUGUUCUUAGCAAAUAUGGAAAAUGUACUUCAACGACCCGACACGUAUCGUGAUCAAUGGGUAGAUGAGCAGUUGAUCUUGCAAGCUAUUGAUCACUUUGCCAAUAAUACUUCAGAAGAGAAUGGUGAUCUAGCUACUGUUUACGGUUUAAACACAAAUUCGACACGAUGAAUCCGAGCUAUAACUGGCCGAUUUCAUCGCAUUUGAUUAGAGAAAUGGAAUAAUAUCCCUCAUUACAAGUAUAAUUGUGCUUUUUUCUGUUGCUUUACUUCUGUGUCUUGAUAAUGAAGCAGAACAUAAGAAAUAAAAGAAACUGAUUGUUUAA